This is a messenger RNA of Bolinopsis microptera, 1038 nucleotides long. RefSeq names its product craniofacial development protein 2-like. Gene Ontology annotation, cellular component: nucleus. The record is from RefSeq and is a predicted model, not a curated record. Bases 1 to 1038 code for a protein of 345 amino acids. The transcript is spliced from 4 exons. NCBI's taxonomy places the organism in Eukaryota, Metazoa, Ctenophora, Tentaculata, Lobata, Bolinopsidae. Gene Ontology annotation, biological process: chromatin remodeling.
AUGACAGUAGGCGUGUUCGUAGGUAGAAUCAAGGUUGGGCGUCUGCUUGAUAGGGAACUGCAGGAUGAGUUUGUGAGCAGCAAGUCCAAUCCUAUCAACUACAGCAAACACUCAAUGUACUUUGGAACCUGGAAUGUUUUAUCUUUAGUCAGCUCAUCUUCACAGCUUUAUCAACUCAGUCAGAACAUUGAUCACUACAGUCUUGAUAUUUUGGGUAUUACUGAAACUCAUAUGCCAGGAUCUGGAAAGCGGGUCUUAACAGCUAGGUUACACGGCAAACACCUCAACAUAUCUGUUGUUGUAGCCUACGCUCCGACUGACGGUGCUGAUGACGGAGAGAAAGAUCGUUUUUACAACGUUUUAUCAGACACGUUUGGUGAACUGCCCCGACAUGAUCUGAAACUGCUACUGGGUGACUUCAAUGGAAAAGUUACUUCAAACAGAUAUGGUUUCGAGGGAGUUAUUGGUGGAGAAUCUCUCCAUAGUUCAUCAAGCGACAAUGGGACCAGGCUCAUGGAUUUCUGUGCAGCCAAUCAACUUGUUAUUGGUGGAACUCUGUUCCAGCAUAGAGACAUCCACAAGGGUACAUGGCGGUCUCCUAACGGGUUAACUUCGGUAGCUAAGAUCACUGCUAAAAGGCACGAUGUGCCUGCUAUCGAACAUUUGCGAAACUCGUCUAAGGUUCAAGAGUACAACGUGGCUCUUCAGAACCGUUUUGAUUGUCUGGCUAAUGAGGUCAACCUUGAGGACAUGUGGGAUAAUUUCAAGCAGACAGUCACUGAUGUCUCGAUGGAAGUGCUUGGAAAGCGUCCCCGGAAGGUUAAAGAACAACACCUUUCGCAAACCUCUAAGAACUUGAUAGAGCAACGGGGAAUGUUCAAACGGAGGGAUCCCACUUCAAACGUCAAUAGAUCAGCCUACUCUAAACUUAAUAAAUUAGUUAAGAAAAGUUGUAAAAUUGACGACAACAACUGGGCUACUAAAAUAGCGACUGAUCUAGAGGAGGCUUCUAAGAAAGGCCAGCAAAGGGAAGUUUAG